Messenger RNA from Oppiella nova, 800 nucleotides. The record is from the annotation of a GenBank genome assembly. Lineage: Eukaryota; Metazoa; Arthropoda; Arachnida; Sarcoptiformes; Oppiidae.
GUAUGGGUUAUAGCCUUUUGGCUCAAGUAAAGCCUGUCUUUUGUCUCUAUUCAUCAUUCUUUCCUAUAUUAAUAUAUUCAUUGAUGGGAACUUCCAGACAUUGUUCAGUAGGCACAUUCGCGGCACUGGCCAUAAUGACCGGGGCCAUCAUAAACCAGGUUCGCGAGAGUGAAAGCACCCACCCUAUGCAAUCAGGUGUACCGGUACACCUCAGGAACACCACUACCACACCUCAUGAACACCACUAUAGUAACGCUGAGAUCGCUAUUGUCUGCUCAUUCAUCGUCGGAUGCUAUCAAUUGAUAUUCGGCUUUCUACGGUUGGGCUUUGUGUCGGUGUAUAUGUCGGAGCAGUUUCUCAAUGGGUUCACGUGUGCGGUGGCCUACCAUGUGGUGGGCUCACAGUUUCAGCACAUGUUCGGCAUCGACACCAAAAGCCGUUCGGGAGUGUUCUCCCUCUCCCGUGAGUGCAUUGAUGUCAUCGCAAACAUAUCGCACACUAAUAUCGUGGCACUCAUGCUGUCCGUCGUCUGUACACUCAUUUUGUUGGCGUUUAAGUGCUAUUUAAACGAUGUGAUCAAGGACAAGUUCAAAAUUAAAGUGCCAUUUCCAAUUGAGAUAUUCGUGGUGAUAGGAUCGGUGAUAGCAUCCAAUUUACUAGACUUGGAGCACAAACAUAAAAUCAAAGUGGUCGGCCAUAUAGAGCGCGGCCUACCCUCACCAGUGGCUCCGUGGGACUACUGGCCCCUCGUCCAGAAGGUAUGGGUGUCGUGUGUGGGCGUGUCGGUGGUGUCCUAUGCC